AUAUAUUUUAGACAAAUGAUUGGUUAGAAUGGAAUCAGGAGAGGAGAUAUCGGGACCCUGGCGGGCUACUAAACUAUGGAACACCAUUAUAAGGAAUUUCCGGAGUGGAAUGCCGUUGAAGAAACACAAGAAGAACAUGAGAACCUACGAGAACUGUUUCAGUUCUACGGAUGCUGUAGACUGGUUGCAGAAAAGUCUGCAGAAGAAUCCAAACUUCGGAGCUGAGGUGACCAAGGAGCAAACCGUCCUUCUCCUUCAGAAACUCUACAGGGCCGGGAUCAUUGAAAACGUGAGAGAGGAUUCUAAUGAUGAAGAAUUCAAGGUGUCCGGAGAAUUGUAUAGAUUUAGUAAUAAAAGUCCAGUGAGAAACCUGCGAACUCCAGGGAAGAUGGAUCGGAAACCUCUCUCCGAUACCGGAAAUACUCCGCAUGCUCCCCGGAGUAAGGAGCGGGAUGAAGAGAAUGUAGCCGAGAAACCAGAACGAGAGAAAAGCUCGAGUAGGAAGAUAAAAGAAGAAAUGAAAAAACAGUUAAAUUUGUCUUAUUUCCAGGCUUUGCCCUCGAAUUCGUUAAUAAUCCUUGACAACGAUGACACCUGGCGACGUGUUUACAUGGAUCAGCUGACAAGAGCUCUAAGUAAACAGCACACUGAGAGGCUAGACUACGCCGGUCAGAUGGAUAUUGAAACUGUAAUGCAUAAUAUGACUCGUGUCUCUGCUAAGGGGAUAGUUCAGGUUGAAGAGAAGAGUGAAGAUCUCCCGCACUGGGUUCUCUCCGCUAUGAAAUGUUUAGCGAACUGGCCGAAACAAUUAAGAACAGUGAACGGUAAGGAGAGUUGCCUACCCAACUACACUGGAUUCGAACAUGAUGUUUUCAACGUUGUCAAAGAUUAUUUCCUUGGAUUACCUGGUCCUCUCUCCACAUUCCCUCUCUACGAUUUCUUUAUAGACGCGUAUUUGAAAGCUGAGAGGGAUAAUAGCACACCCGUCCUUCCAACCCCUUAUCCGAUUAAUCCUGACAAGUCCUGCGGGGUUCAUCCUGGCUCCGUGACUAGAGCAUGUACUCGACCGUUCACACAAACCAACCUAGAUAAUGAAUUCUUUACAAUGUCGGAUCAAUCUGAGGAGUUUUCUGCUCUCUCGCACACUGAAAGAGUAGCAAAAAUUCGCCACACCUUUCAGGUUCUCCCUCCUCUUGCAACCAGUAGUUUACAAUCCAGUAAUAAUACAAACUCUACUCUUAGUGGACAUUCAACCUUUGAUACAAUUUCACCCAGCUCUCUCUCCCCUGACAUGUCCACAACUGCAAUCAUGAAACAGUUCCUUCCUCCGAACACAUGCUUCGAGACUGCCUUCGUGGAGGAGUCUCCCAUCACCAGGAUAGUUCCUCAGAGAGAACACGAGGUUCUUCAUAUCCGUAGAACCUGGUCGGGACGUUCUCUUUCUCAUAUAUCCACGGACUGGAGCACCAAAUCAACCUCAACCCAGACUGAUGCUGCAGAGCAGGAUAAACUAGAAUCUAUGGAGCAGGUAUCCAGUAGUAGUCUUAAGAGAAUACCUAAAUGGAAGAGAACAAGCCGGUUUAGGAAAUCUAUUGCCGUCAUGGAAUCCCAGGAUAGACGGAAACCUUCUCAGCAACCUGGAGAUGCGGACGGUCGAGGGUUUGUUAAUGGAGGGUUUGCGGACACUCCGGAUAGCCGCAUCUCCAGACCAUCCGGUAUUCCAGGACGGACCAGACAGUUAAACUCAACCAGUGGGUUUCCCUCUCAACCCAUCAGUAAAACUCCCAUCAGGGGAUACUCCAGUGUAGAUAACUUGCUUGACAGAGAAACCAAAUUUGAAGAGGAUUUUAUGUUUAAGUACAGACAGGUUUCAGGAGAUCUGAGAUCUUCAUGUGAUCAGCUGGAGAUUGCCAGAGAACGAGCCGAGGAGAUUCGAGAUAAAAGUUUAAUUGAAUCUAAAGCUUUAAGAAAGGAAAAAAAGAAGAGAAGAUGGAGGAACGCUAGUACAGACCGUCUAGGAUAUGAUACGGAUACAGAUGUGAGAUAUGAAAACUAUGAGAACUAUCCUAGAGUAAGUGGAUCCUCCCGACAUUGUUAUAUAAAUCAAGGUUUGGAACUAAGUCCUAUUCCUAACUAUCUCUCAGCACCGCUUGCUUCUGAAGAAAUCAGUGACCUGAGUCCAGUUUCCUUUAACCGGCACGGGAAGUAUAAUACAAGCUACCGGCUGGCAAACAACCAACCUGAAACUCCUAAGGGAAGUUUUCCUCGCACAAGUACUCAGAUAAAUCUACAGCCUCCUCUCAACAACAACCAGCAGAACCCUAAACCUCGGAGUGUUGUUGAACCGGAGAAUUGUAUCUAUGUGCGUGCCGAACCUUACAACUGUUUAAACUCCGAUGUAACUAACUCUGUUGCAUCGGAGAAACAUGGACGAGAAACUAUUUACACAAGAGUUGGUCCUGGACCGAUACAACGUUACUUAGUGCAUGAUUCAACCCAUCCCUACACCUCAACCAUGCGUCCUUCUCAGUACCCAAACCGUUCUCAGCGUCCACAAUCAUCUCAACAUUCACUCCGUCCUGAGACCUUCAGACGGGAUACAGGAGCUCGUGCCUCCAGGUGUAGUCAGGCUACUAUUGACAGUGGACGAUAUUCAGACCUGAGUAGAUCAUCCAACCCAAUACGUCUUGUUCAUCUUCCUCAAUCCAGCUCCGGAGCAGACCUUAACUAUGCUAGGUUCUCUAAACAAGUUCCUCACAAUGUUCUUGUAGAGAAGCUACAAGUUCUUACUAGCAAUCCUGGAAAGGUUGAGGAGAUGGCAAUUGAUAUUUUUAAACUACUGACUCUCCUACUCCCACCUUCUAAUAGAAGAAAGUUGCAACUUUUGCUAAAAUUCAUCAAAAAGGUUGCUCUUAACUCAGACCUAAGGCUCGAUCAGAAAAUAUCCAACAGAGAACUAUCUGUUCUCACCUUUACAGAGGUUAUUCUCCGACCUGGAGAUAUCUACGCUACUAACCAGGAGAUUAACAGGAAAAUUGUUAAUCUUUUCCUCGACAAAUAUGAUGAGAUCUGGAGUCCGCCACAGAGUUUAAGACGUGAAGUUGAGGAGAAGGUUUAUCAGAGUUUAGUAAACCGUAGAAUACAAGCUGGAGAAGAUCCUUAUCCUGUAACCUACUGUAGACAGGUUACAAAAAGUGAGUAUGAGAGCUCUAAACUGAGCGGAGCUGAAGCUGGUCUUAUGGAUCUCCUUCAAGUUAUACUGACAGACACUAAGAUGUCGGACAAAGAGAAAUCAAAGAAAAUGAAGAAAUUUAAAGAAUCUUAUCCUCAACUCUGGAGGCGCAAGUUUCCUACGGAGAGCAGUGAACCUGAACUAGUUUCCAGGAAGGAGAAGAUUGGCAAGUUUAGUUCUCUCUCUAGGAUCAAGAACGUGAUGAGAAUAUAAGGAGAAAAUAAGAACUUUAUUCCUUUCUUAUAUUCCUUUUGCUCGGGCUUCCAGAUAUGCAUAAUGAUUUUAGUCUCGCUUUUAUUUUAAUAUAUUUGUUGUUGGACAAUUCGGUCCUUGAUUCCGUUUUAUCAAGUUAGUAAUGAAUCUAAAACAUGAUUAGAAAAUAUCAUUUUAAUGAACCUAA
Molecule: messenger RNA, 3632 nt
Organism: Eurytemora carolleeae
Lineage: Eukaryota; Metazoa; Arthropoda; Copepoda; Calanoida; Temoridae
Exons: 8
Coding region: 29-3445 (1138 amino acids)
Biological process (GO): intracellular signal transduction
Source: RefSeq, a predicted model, not a curated record